This is a messenger RNA of Perca flavescens (yellow perch), 1107 nucleotides long. RefSeq names its product GTPase IMAP family member 7-like. The record is from RefSeq and is a predicted model, not a curated record. Lineage: Eukaryota; Metazoa; Chordata; Actinopteri; Perciformes; Percidae. The transcript is spliced from 4 exons. Gene Ontology annotation, molecular function: GTP binding. Bases 1 to 1107 code for a protein of 368 amino acids.
AUGGCAAGCAAACAUUCCAGCAAUGAAGCUAUUCUACGAAAUGAUGAGGAGCUGAGGAUUGUCAUGGUGGGGAAGACUGGAAUUGGGAAGAGUGCCACAGGAAACACCAUUCUUGGGCGUAACUGCUUUGAAUCAAAGUUCAGCGCCACGUCUAUGACUGAUGAGUGCUCUAAGGGCAAUGCUGAAGUGGAUGGACAAAAGGUUUCUGUUAUUGACACCCCAGGUCUCUUUGACACCAGGUGGGCCCAGGAUAAAACACAUAAAGACAUAAUCCAGUGCAUCUCCUAUUCUUCUCCUGGACCCCAUGUCUUCCUGGUUGUCGUCAGGCUGGGCAGAUUCACAGAAGAGGAAAAGCAGACAGUGCAAAAGAUCCAAGAAAUAUUUGGCCAGGAUGCAGACAAAUACAGCAUGGUUCUCUUUACUCAUGGUGACCUUCUUAAAAACACCACUACUGAGGAGUUCAUGAAGGAGAGCCCAGACCUGCAGCAACUUGUGGCCAGGUGCAAUGGUCAGUACCAUGUCUUUAAUAAUGAUCUGGAGAAUCGCUCGCAGGUCACCGAGCUGCUUAAGAAGAUCAGAACCAUAGUCCAGAAGAACGGAGGAAGCCACUACACCAAUGAGAUGUACCAAGAGGCAGAAAGGGUCAUCGAAGAGGAGAAACAACGCAUACUGAAAGAGAAAGAGGAGCAAAUAUGCAAAGAGAGAAAAGAACUGGAGAAGAAACUACAAGCUGAAUAUGAAGAAAAGCUUCGAAAUGUAAUGGAGAAAUUCCUGGCUGAAAGAAAGGAAAAGGAAAAGAAAGUGAAGGAGAUAGAAGGGGAUGAGGAAAAGAGAGACAAUGAGGGGGCGGAGGGGGGUGAAAAGGAAAACAAAAAGAAACGGGAGGAGAGUAAGAGAGAAGAGAAAAUAAAGAGACAGAAGGAACAGAAGGAGAAGCAAAUAAGGGAAAAGAAAGACAAAGAGUUGAAGAAGGAACAGGAGAAGAUUUUAGAGGAACAGCAAAAGCAACGAAACAAGCUGGAGGAAAACAAUCAAACUUUGGCCAGACGAGAAGCUGAGAAAAAUGUUUUGCAAAGACUCAUAAAGUCAUGUAGGAAUACCAGGUAA